AUGCCUUCCAUGCCAAAAGGUAUUCUCAAGACCGGUCAGACGGAGAAGAUUGACCUGAAGAAUGAAGCCCUCUUCAACACCAAGGGCUACAUCGAUGGUUCGUGGGUGUCUGCCAAGUCGGGAAAGACUUUUGAAGUCUUCAACAAGGCCACGCACGCCAAGUUGGCCGAUGUGCCUGACAUGGGCAAAGAGGACACCGCAGCCGCCAUCCAAGCCGCCUCUGCAGCUUUUCCCGAUUGGAGCUCCAAGACGGCCAAGGAGCGCUCGCAGCUGCUGACCAAACUCUUCUUGGCGCUAGAGGAGAAUGCUUUGGACUUGGCUCACAUCAUCGUGGCUGAGAACGGCAAGUCUCUCACGGAAGCCAAAGGAGAGAUUGGCUACUCCAACAGCUUCAUCGACUGGUUCGCCGGAGAGGCUCAGCGCGCUUAUGGUCACACUGUCGCUCCUACGUUACCCGGUGUCCGCCAGAACAUCAUCCUGCGCAAGCCUGUAGGUGUAGUUGGCCUGAUCACGCCUUGGAAUUUCCCCGCCGCAAUGGUGAGUAUGUAUGCUCUUGAUCAGUCGUUCUCAGCUAGUCCGUUUACCACGACAUGCCUUGCCUGCGCUCUGCGUCACCUGUAGGUCACUCGCAAACUUGGUCCGGCGCUUGCAGCGGGCUGCACCAUGGUCAUCAAAGCACCAGCCGAGACGCCCUUCUCUUCGCUAGCUUUUGGUCACCUGUGUGAGAAGGUCGGCAUUCCCAAGGGUGUGGUCAACAUUGUGACUUGCGCCAAGGGAGAGACGGAGGCUGCGGUCGGCAAGGAGCUUUGCGAGAACGACAUCGUCCGCAAGCUCAGCUUCACCGGGUCCACCCGCGUCGGCAAGCUGCUCAUGAAACAAAGCGCCGACUCUCUCAAGAAGCUGAGCAUGGAACUGUGAGUGCUCGGCUACCGCGACCAUUGAAGCAUGUUGCUGAUCGAUGAGAAUCCUCUCUCAGCGGUGGCAAUGCUCCUUUCAUCGUCUUUGACGACGCAGAUCUAGACAAGGCUGUUGUAAGUGCAUAGUGUCUGUUGACGGAAUCGACGUGAGAGUUUUGACCUGGACAGUCUCCCUUCUUCCUUCAUCACAGGCUGGGGCAAUGGCUUGCAAGUUUCGUGGCUCUGGACAGACCUGCAUCUGCGCUAAUCGCAUCUGUGAGUCGGGUGCUCUAACCUUUGGCGUGCUCGUCGGCCUGUGAACUCACUUCGCUCUCUUGCUGAACACGACUAUCGCAGAUGUCCACGAGUCUGUAUAUUCCGAAUUUGCCAAGCGAUUCGCCGCCAAGGUUGAUGAGCUCAAGUUUGGCUACGGCAUGGAUGAGGGCGUGACGCACGGUCCCCUUGUGAACCAAGCUGGAGUGGACAAGGUGCAACAGCACGUCGACAAGAGCGUUAGCGCUGGUGCCAAAGUGCUGGUCGGCGGCAAAAAGGGAGAGGGAUUCUUCUUCGAAGCUACUGUGCUCACCGACAUGCCCGAAAACUGCGUGAGCAUGGCUCUGCUACAUUCCUACACAAAGCAUCCAUAAUACUGAUGCUACCUUGCUCUUGCUUAUCCAGCCUAUGGAUACCGAAGAGACCUUUGGACCACUCGCCGCCUUGUACAAGUUCACUAGCGAGGAAGAUGUUAUUAGGAAGUGCAACAACGUUCCCGUUGGUCUGGCAGGCUACUUCUACAGCCAAGACGUUUCUCGCUGCUGGCGUGUCGCGGACGCUCUUCAGACCGGGAUGGUAGGCAUCAACUGCCCUCUCAUCUCUCAAGCUGUCGUACCUUUUGGAGGCAUCAAGCACAGUGGCUUUGGUGUUGAAGGGGGAAAGGUGAGUAGGAUGGCAGCAUUCACGCCUGCUUGGCGUCAGUCGGCUGCUAGGCUCACAUAUUCUUUUCGUGUAACGCAGGAUGGUAUCAACGAAUACUUGGUCAACAAGCUCACCGUCUGGGGCGCCUAG
Ceraceosorus bombacis is the source of this 1961-nucleotide messenger RNA. Lineage: Eukaryota; Fungi; Basidiomycota; Exobasidiomycetes; Ceraceosorales; Ceraceosoraceae. The record is from the annotation of a GenBank genome assembly.